AUGGGUCCAACGAUCAUCCAGUCCAGGAAGCCCGAGUACCUUACGGCAGAGUGCAUAUCCUGCAACACCCCCGUCGAGUUCCUCAUGCCCAAAACAACAGGCGAGAUCAUCUACAUCGAGUGCUUCCAGUGCAAGCAAGUCCUCUCCAUCGACAUUCAAUACCCACAGAAGGGCGCCACCGCUUCCUCUACCUCCUCCCCUUCUUCCACAGCCAACUCCUCGUCCAAGCCCAACGCAUCCAAUACCAAGAAGGACGCUCCCACUAAAUCCAGAAAGAACGGCACCGGCACAGAUGCAAACCCCUUGGAGUCGGAAUUGUACGAUGUUUUGGGAGUGUCACCCACCGCCACCGCUUCAGAGAUCAAAAAGAGCUACAGGACACUUGCCCUGCAGAACCAUCCCGACAAGAAUCCUGACCCUGAAGCGCACACUAGGUUCCAAAAGAUUUCAGAGGCAUACCAGAUUCUAUCGGAACCACAGUUGCGCUCCAACUACAACAUGUAUGGACAGAACAAGGAUGUGUCUCCAGAGGGCGGCUUUGUCAACCCGGAGUCAUUCUUUAAAAAGCAGUUCGGAGGCGACCGAUUUGUCGACAUCAUUGGAGAACUCUCGAUUGGACGUGACAUGCAGGAUGCCCUCAACGAGAACGGUGAGGAAGAGGACGUCAGUCUGACACCCGAGGAGAAGGCUAAGCGAGAUACAGCUGUCAACGAGGUCAAGGACAAGGCCAGGGAGGAAGCUCGCGCGGCUCGCGUUGACAUGCUGGUCAAGAACUUGACACAUAAGCUCAGCAUUUACACCGACGGACCUUGUGACUACAAUGCGGCCAAGGCCUAUCAGGAGAUGAUGCGUUUGGAGGCCGAGGAUUUGAAGGUGGAGAACUACGGAGUCGAGUUGCUGCAUGCCAUUGGAUUCACCUACACCUUGAAGGCGAAGCAGUACCUUGGCAAGAACGAGAUGAUGGGUCUCGGAAGCUGGUUCCACGGUGUCCGCGAGAAGGGUCAUAUCUUGUCUGAGACUGUCUCAACCCUCCGUGCUGCCAUGGAUCUCCAGCAGAGCUUUACGCAGCUCCAGGAAGCCGAGAAGGUUGAGAUGGACGACGCUGCCAAAAAGGUUCUUGAGGAGGCUGCAGCCUCCAAGGGAAUCCGUGCCCUUUGGAAGGGAUCUAAGCUUGAAGUUGAAGGUGUCCUUCGUGAGGUGUGCGACAAGUGCUUGAGUGACCCAAGUGUGCCCAAGGCUACGCUGUUGAAGCGUGCAAGUGCACUCAAGAUCGUCGGUGCUGUCUUUGAAGGAGUCAAGCCAGACAACGUUGACACUCAGCCCGCUGACAAGAAGGGCCAAUGA
Linnemannia hyalina is the source of this 1344-nucleotide messenger RNA. Lineage: Eukaryota; Fungi; Mortierellomycota; Mortierellomycetes; Mortierellales; Mortierellaceae. The record is from the annotation of a GenBank genome assembly.